Messenger RNA from Rhizopus microsporus ATCC 52813, 1221 nucleotides. RefSeq lists its product as uncharacterized. Gene Ontology annotation, molecular function: protein-lysine N-methyltransferase activity. Gene Ontology annotation, cellular component: cytoplasm. Lineage: Eukaryota; Fungi; Mucoromycota; Mucoromycetes; Mucorales; Rhizopodaceae. The record is from RefSeq and is a predicted model, not a curated record. Gene Ontology annotation, biological process: peptidyl-lysine methylation. Bases 1 to 1221 code for a protein of 406 amino acids. The transcript is spliced from 2 exons.
AUGAGCUUGACCGAUCAAGAGUUCCGCGCCAAAUUGGAACAACACUUUUCACUAUACCGAAUCAACUUGCGAUGUCCUCUUGCCUUUCAUGUCAAACCUAACCGAUGGUACCGAGUUGACAUUCUACUUGUAAACGAACUCGGUCUCUUUCGACGAUCUGACAUUGAGCCUGACGGUCAAGUAACCGUGGCCUGCAGCUUACAAACACCCUCAGAGACAGGCAUAACACCACUAGAAGAAAACAAUGACCACGACUGGGACAUCGAGCUUGCCCCUGCACCCAGUUUCCAAAACGGCCAGCUUGCAAAAGAUCCAGCACCCAUUCCUGGCUUUUAUAGAUCUGGUAGAGGAGCCUUUCUUUAUCGUAUCCAGCCUAAGCAUGAACACGUCAAAAGUGGGAAGCGAUUUUUGAGGAUUCAAUCAAACAGUAAGUUUGCUACGACCAUUCAGUCUCUGACCGUCGGGCCAAUUAUGAUUGAUCCUGACUGGCAGCCAGAGAAUGCCGAUACAUCACUACCACUCGAAUUAUGGAAUAAUUAUCCCCAGGAGAUGGUCCAUGACGGAUAUCGUGUGUUUUCUAAUGGACAGGUAGCGAUUCAUGAAAUGUGGGAUACAGGAAUUCCUGGUAAGAUAUGGGAUUCAGCACUGGUCACAUUGGAGGUGAUGAAAAGGAUGUACGAAUAUCAUCCAGAAUAUCUAAGCAGUAAACAUACAUUAGACUUGAGUGCAGGUACUGGGUUGCUUGGGUUGUAUACUGCAAGUAUUAUGGGAUCUUGUUCUGUUGAAAAAGGAAAAGUGACAAUGACUGAACUGGAAGAAGCAGUAGAGCUCAUUGAUAAAAACGUUAAAGUCAAUCAGCACUUGGCAAAACGAUGUGAUCUAAAGACAAGAGAGCUGGCGUGGGGAAAUAAGGAGCAGGCAGAGCAAUGCUCAAAGGCAGACUUGAUCAUUGCUUCUGACGUACUUUAUGAGGCACAUUUUUUCGAAGAUUUAGUGAAAACGUUGGUGGAUUUAUCAAAAGAUACAACGCGUAUCUAUAUUGGCUAUAAACGCCGCGGAUUCAGUCAAGAAGAAGAACAAAUGUUUUGGAAUCUAUGCGAGUCGAAUGGGUUUCAAGUGAUCUUGUUAGAAUACGAUAGGAACCAGGACGUAGACGAUAUCUUGGUUCCACCAAUAGCAGUAGAAAUUGGCGUUCAAAUAUACCGUUUGCUUCCAGUUUAG